AUGGCACUUGGGGGCAGAAGCUCUCCAAGCCACACUGAGUUCGAGAAUAUACUCAAUUUUCGUGAUGUGGGAGCUCAUAUCAACGCCAUCGUUGGCUCAGUGGUCCUGAACACUGGUCUCUUCUUCAGAAGCGCCCGACCUGACGAGGCCAGCAUACGAGAUCGCAAAAGGCUCGUGGACGAGUACAAAAUUAAAACCAUCAUUGACCUUCGUUCUGAGACAGAACACAUCAAUGCCGCCAAAAAGAGAACAGCUGUUUCGCCUACCACGCAGUCGGCCGCCAUCCCCUCGCCUAACGCCGCGGCUGCGGGCGAGAUUGAGAUUCCAGACAUAGAUUAUGCAAGGAUCAAUCUCAGCGGCAAGGGUUUCGAACGGCACUUGAUAUGGCAACUAAAGUAUACGAGUCUGGCUAAGCUUGUCUUCCUCAUGGCUCUAGGCUAUCGGACCGAGGGUAUCUCUGUUAUAGGAAGAGAACUCAUGCUUCCUCGGGGACUGAUUGGCCUUGGAAUAGACACCCUGGACCACAGCGGGCCGGAGAUCAAAGAAGUAUUCAAUGUUCUGUCCGAUCCUGCAUGCUGGCCAGUCCUUGUGCAUUGUACCCAAGGCAAAGACAGGACAGGCUUAAUUGUCCUCCUGGUUCUCCUUCUAUGCGAUGUUGAUGUUGGAGCAAUCAGCCGAGACUAUGUCCAAUCUGAGCCGGAAUUGGAGCCAGAGAAACAGGCGAGAAUGGAAGAGAUUGCCAGUAUAGGGUUGGACGAGACUUUCGCCGGUUGUCCAUCAGAGUUCUGUCAGAGAGUUAUAGAACACAUCCAUUCUGGAUACGGCGGCCUUGCAAAGUACCUGGACAGUAUCGGCGUUGACAGCGACCAACGUGCCCGUGUGCAGAGUGUCCUGUUGAGCAAACGUUGA
Exophiala dermatitidis NIH/UT8656 is the source of this 909-nucleotide messenger RNA. RefSeq names its product protein-tyrosine phosphatase. Lineage: Eukaryota; Fungi; Ascomycota; Eurotiomycetes; Chaetothyriales; Herpotrichiellaceae. The transcript has a single exon. Bases 1 to 909 code for a protein of 302 amino acids. The record is from RefSeq and is a predicted model, not a curated record. Gene Ontology annotation, molecular function: phosphoprotein phosphatase activity. Gene Ontology annotation, biological process: dephosphorylation.